AUGGGUUCCCUUGUCCAGGCAAUUUUCUUCUUCAAUUCAUUCCUUCCGAAUACAUGGUUUGCGGCAGAACCGCAGAGUAAUUACGGUGAACAGAGCCUCAACGGGAAAACUUUUGACUACGUUAUUGUCGGAGGUGGUCUUACAGGGCUCGUCGUUGCUAACAGACUGAGCGAAGACAAAGAUCGCACUGUCCUCGUUUUAGAGAAUGGUGGUAUCAGCGAUGAUAUCUCGACACAAGUCCCGAGCUUUGCGAACAGCAUCAACUCGCGACUGAUGUAUGAUAUCACAUCUGCCCCAGAUGCUAAUACCGGUGGUAAGACAUACCCAGUCUACGUCGGUAAUGUUGUAGGAGGGGGAUCAGUGGUCAACGGUAUGGCUUUUGAUCGUGCAUCUGCUGCCGACUAUGAUGCAUGGGAGCAGUUGGGUAAUAUAGGGUGGAACUGGAACAGCCUUCUUACAUACUUCAAGAAGUCGACCACCUUCACACCACCAAGCCAAGCUCACGCACAAGAGUUCGGGAUCACGUACGAUGCAUCUUACUACGGCACCAACGGCCCAGUUCAUGCUUCCUUUCCCAAUUUUGAAUACGAUGACACCAAAAACAUUUGGGCUGCAUACAAGGCUGAAAAUAUCGCUCUGCCAAAAGAGCAUGCCGCAGGCCUUGCUGUCGGCGCCUUCUGGACACCUACUGCGCUACAACCCGACACCCAAACUCGGUCGUCGGCCAAGAACGCAUACUAUGAUCCCGCCAAGAGCCGCAGUAAUCUCGUUCUAGCUACUGGCAAGAAAGUCAACGAGGUUCUAUUUGACCAAGGAUUAUUUUCCAUGAUCAGCCCCAAAGCCACUGGUGUCCAGUACGUAUCGAAGGCCGAUGGCUCUGUCGGCAAGGUCUACGCGAAGCGCGAAGUCAUUCUUGCUGCUGGCUCAGUCUUUACACCUCAACUGCUCCAGCUGAGUGGCAUUGGCCCAAGAGAUGUUCUCCAGGCUGCAGGCAUCAAAGUCAAGCGCGACCUGAGCUCUGUUGGUGCGAACAUGCAGGACCAUCCCAAUGCAAAUGUCAUGUUCGAUCUCAAGAACCUCGCCAAGGUCAACAUUUUCAGUGGCCAAGAUCCAGCCUCCAACCAAAGUGCAUGGAACGAUUACAAAAGCAAGAAGAACGGCCCGCUUACACAAGCCCAUGGAAGCAGUCUCGCCUUCCUCAGCCUCAACUCUAUCACAGACAAAGCUUCGCAGAUUGUUCAAACAAUCAAGGCUCAGAACAUCCUCAGUGUUCUCCCCGGCAUCUACAGUAAGGACCAAAACCUGCUUCGUGGUAUACUCAAGCAACGCGAUAUCAUUGCAAACCUGCACGCCAGCCUCAAAUCAGCCGUUGGAGAAAUUCCCAUGACGCCUUUCGGCCUAGCCAUCAGUGCUCUCCAGCGCCCCUUGUCUCGAGGCUCCAUCAACAUCGACCCAAAGAACAAGUACGGCAACCCCAUCGUCCAGUUCAAUACCUUCUCAAACCCUGUUGACCGACAAAUCAUUGUCGAGAUGGUACGCUGGACACGCAGACAUUGGGCAAAGAAAGAGCUCGCCAUGUAUUCUCCGAUAGAGAUCUCGCCCGGUGCACAAUUCCAGACUGAUGACGAUAUCAUCGAUGCGCUCAUUCAGCAGAAUGGCCUCAGCGCGUCGUUUGCGCACAUGUCAGGCACGUGCUCAAUGAUGCCCGAGUUGUUGGGUGGCUGUGUUGGAAGCGACCUUAAAGUCUAUGGCACGCAGCAGCUCAGUGUAGUUGACGCGAGUAUCAUUCCUUUAGUCCCAGCAACGCAUCUACAAGCUACUAUGUAUGCUGUUGCAGAGAAGGCAGCAGACAUCAUCAAAGCGCGCAAUGCAGUUGGCGAUUUAUUUCCUACAUUUAGGUUCUGGCGGAGGUAA
This is a messenger RNA of Parastagonospora nodorum SN15, 1914 nucleotides long. RefSeq lists its product as hypothetical. The record is from RefSeq and is a predicted model, not a curated record. Gene Ontology annotation, molecular function: oxidoreductase activity, acting on CH-OH group of donors; flavin adenine dinucleotide binding. The transcript is spliced from 2 exons. Gene Ontology annotation, biological process: secondary metabolite biosynthetic process. Bases 1 to 1914 code for a protein of 637 amino acids. NCBI's taxonomy places the organism in Eukaryota, Fungi, Ascomycota, Dothideomycetes, Pleosporales, Phaeosphaeriaceae.